UAUUAAGAAAAUGAUAAUUAUAUAUAGGAUAAUAUAUAAAUUGAGAGUAAUAAUAACAACAAUAUAAAUUUUUUUGAAGACUCUUUACAUGAAUUAUAUAACAGUUCUUUAUAAACAUAAAUUGCGCAUAGAAUUUAAAAAGAAAGGGACGAAAUAUACUUCGGAGGAGUCUAUAAAGCUAUAAAUAAUUAUGUGAAAAUUAAUGAACUUUACGAUGAAAAAACGAAAUAUUUAUAUAUAGAUUAAACUCGAAUAGGACUUUAAAAUUCAGAUGAAAUAUAAAGUAAAUAUAUAUAUUUUUAUAUUUUUAAUUUAUAAAUAUAUAUAAUAAGAAUUAAAUGAAUUUAAAGAAAAUUUUAUUUCUUUAUAAGUAUAACAUGUAUUAAAAAAUAUAAUAAAGGAAAUUUAAUAAUAAUAUGGUAUGAAUUUUAAAAUAAUGAAUAUAUUUUAAAAAAAAAUCGCACAAAAUACGGACUUUAGGAUUCCUUAAUUAUGGUGGAAAGUCUUUUAAGAAUAAAAUAUGCUUUAUUUGGAAAAUAAAAGGGAAGAAGAUGAAAAAAGAAAGAAAUAAAAAAUUAAUCCUUUCAAGUUUUCAUAUUUCUUAUGUCCAAUAUGUAUUUAAUAUAAUUGUAUGCUACAUUCUGAUUAGGAUAUCUAGAAAAAUGAGAUCUGGUCAACUUUUUAUGAUAAAAAUAUUCCCAAAUAUGACCUUAACUAAGAUCGAAUUAUCGAAUUUUUGUAAAAUAAUGAACCUUUUGAUUAUGUUUCAAGGGUUAAAUGCAUAGAAGAAAGUUAGUGUUUUAGGAAUAAAAAGUCUAAAAAUGUUUUAUUAAACAACUUUUUUUAAGAAAGGAGAAAAUGGCUAAAUUCACUUUUAUAUUUUUGCGAAACUUAUUUUAUUUUGAAUUGUUGCUUUAUAACUAAAUUGAUAAAUUUUGUCUUAAAAGAUAAUAAUAGGGUUACAUGCAAAGAAAUAAAUGAUUAUAUAAAGGCUAAAGGUUUUUAUAAAUAUGAAGAUUUUAAACAUGAAGUGGAUAUUUAUUAAGAAAGUCGAUAAAAGCUUAUUUUAUAGAAAAAUAAUGAAAAUGAUACUUUUAUAUAUACAGAUGAAUUUAUAUAGAAAAAAUUUCUUGAAAUUCCUAGUUAGAAAAAUUUAAUAAAUGAGCAAUUAAAUUAACUUUAAGGACUUUUGAGGCAUAACUAUACUCCCUGCUUCCAUGCAGGACUUUGCGAUUCAAAAAGUAACUGUGUAUGCAAUAGGAAUUAGGAUUUGAUAGAGAAAAUAAAGAAAAGAAUUGAUAAAAUAUAAAUACUUGAUAAAAAAUAAAAAGAUUAAUAAUAAAAGAACAAUUAUUAGUUAUAAUUCGAAGAUUCGAAUAUCAGUAUAAACAGUAGUUUUUAGUAAAAUGAGAAUUUGGAUAAUAGUUUAUAUUAAUAAUAAACUUAAAUUAAUAUUUUAUAUGAAGAUGUUAUUAGUAAAUAAAUACAUGAAUGUGAGAAAUAUUGUGGAUGUGUAUGUUAUUGUAGAUAUAAAAAAAAUAAUAAGAACGGGUGUAAUUGCUAUCAUGAUAUGACUUGUAAAAAUGAAAAAGAUUGUUUAUGUAGAAAAAAUAAUAGAGAAUGUGAUCCUGAUUUAUGUCGUUGUUUUUGUUAGAGAAAUGCGCGUACUAUUUAGAAAUUUAAAAUGAAUCUUUAUUAUUGUUCUAAUUCAUAAAUAUUUUAUAAUUGUAAACCUAAACUUUUAUUAGGAAAAAGUCUUGUAUGUGAUGGAUUAGGGGUUUAUGCAGGGCAAGAUUUUUUAAAAAAUUAAUAUAUAGGCAAUUAUGUGGGUGAAAUUAUAAACGAAAAGUAAGGUAAUAUAAGAUAAAAAGUAUAAUAACCUUAAGGAAUAAGCUAUUUAUUUAUGCUAAAUAAAGAAACAGAUGUAGAUAGCUUUAGAUAUGGAAAUAAAACUAGAUUUAUAAAUCAUAAUAGUGGUAGUAUGGCAAAUGCAAAAGUAGAUAUUGUCUUUUGUAAAGGAAUAAAUAAUGUAAGAUUUAAUGCAAAUUAGAUUAUCUUAAAGGGGUAAGAAAUUUUUUUUGAUUAUAAUAAGAAUUAUACUAUUGAAUGGAUGAAAACUUUUAAUAAACAUUUUGAUAAAUUUGAAAGAGAAGAAAAAAAAGAAAAAAUUAAUUAUUAGUAUAUAUGA
Messenger RNA from Ichthyophthirius multifiliis, 2188 nucleotides. Its product is annotated as medea, putative. The record is from RefSeq and is a predicted model, not a curated record. NCBI's taxonomy places the organism in Eukaryota, Ciliophora, Oligohymenophorea, Hymenostomatida. The transcript has 2 exons. Gene Ontology annotation, biological process: chromatin remodeling. Gene Ontology annotation, molecular function: protein binding; histone methyltransferase activity.